Molecule: messenger RNA, 928 nt
Organism: Ochotona curzoniae (black-lipped pika)
Lineage: Eukaryota; Metazoa; Chordata; Mammalia; Lagomorpha; Ochotonidae
Product: U6 snRNA-associated Sm-like protein LSm5
Biological process (GO): mRNA splicing, via spliceosome
Cellular component (GO): Lsm1-7-Pat1 complex; U6 snRNP; U4/U6 x U5 tri-snRNP complex
Molecular function (GO): RNA binding
Source: RefSeq, a predicted model, not a curated record
AUUAGCUUUUGCAAUAAAGAUUGCAGUAUAGUCUCUACAUAAGUCUCUUCUACCUCACUUUCUCCAUAAGAAAUUUUAUUAUUGUCUUUUAAAGUAUAAAAUGAUUUUAACUCUUUUUCAGGGCUUCUUUUAAGAAAUCAUCUUCACUUUGUGAACACAUAGUUGUAAGGAUUAUUCAAUUGUUUAUCUCCCCACCACAGAACAGUUUUUUGAUGCAAAAAAAAAUCAAAAGAAUUCUGAUUUGUUUAAAUUCUUAUGCAAUGUGAAUUCCAAAUUUUCCAAAUACUGUGGACUGUGUAUUUGUGCAUCUGUCUUGACACGCAUGAUGACUUUUGAUACUUUGAAUUAACCAUUUGGGGUGUGUGUGUGUGUUUAUGUAUCUUAAUAGGGUUAUGAAGGAACUGAGUUUUUUACUGACUAUAUUCUUGGCACUUGUGAAAGUUACUGUAGUCAAAAUCUGUGCUAAUGUGCAUUUAGGCUUGUCAUGUGUGUUUUAGGAGAGGAAUAUAUAGGGUACUGAAGAGUCUGAAUAAAUGUACAGGAUCCAGGAUUCAUAUUCUGAUGAAGAAUAAUAUGGAAAUUGUUAGUAUUCUUCUAUGGCUUAAUGUCUUUGUCAGUAUGCUAUUGGAAAAUGUCAUUGAAUUUGAAAUCAUACCAGAAGGAAGAUGGAUCACUAAAUUAGUUCAUUUGCUAAAAGGAAAUACAACAACACUGGUACCUGGGGAAGAAAGUCCUCAAGUAUGAGUGGAUUUCUUGAUUUAGGCUAGAUUUGCUGUUGUUUUGUAGUGGCAACAAGACAAUUUUCUAAACCUUUCUUUUCUAAAGCAUUCACUUGAAAGGUACAGUUAGAGAGGAGGAGACAGCAGUAGUGCUAACACUAACAUUCUCUGGUUUGUUACUCACAUGCCAGAGCCGGGCCAGGCUGAAG